Molecule: messenger RNA, 701 nt
Organism: Suillus subaureus
Lineage: Eukaryota; Fungi; Basidiomycota; Agaricomycetes; Boletales; Suillaceae
Exons: 2
Coding region: 123-572 (149 amino acids)
Source: RefSeq, a predicted model, not a curated record
UAGCUGAAAGAUCUUGUCACAUCUUCGAUCAAUUGUGAGUUCGUGUUUUGUCUGAGGGUAAUUUAUCGUUGUUAACUUAUUCCUGUCACAUUGCCCUGAAUUACGUGUAUGAAAUCGCCUCCAUGUUUCUGUCCAGCACCUGUUUCUGGGGAUUAGUACGACAGGCAAUUUGUGAUCGCGCCACACAGCUAUCGAAGACUCACUUUAGAAAUUACGUCUUGACCCUACCAAGCUUGUCUGGGACGGGGAUGUUGAAAGACUUUCCCAAUUGUGCCACGACGGUUUUGGUCCCACCCAGCAAGUGUUCUGAUCAUCAAUAUUUAUGGAGACCUUGUUCUAUGGCCUUACGCUGGCCCGUCUGGAAUGUCCAAUCCAUCCGUCAGGCUCGAACCCUCCAAAGAUAUGUUCCCACUAUCUGUCGCAGAUAUCCUGAGCGGCCUCAAUUCAAACUUACCUCGUCCUGGCAUGUAGCUCCAUGUGACCCUGACCAGCGUAAUCCAAUCGAGACUAGGUCUUCCGUGUACACGACAUCAAGCUGUUCCAGGUGUUCAGUAUCACUUACGUUGCGCUGAUAGCUGCUAAUCCGAACUCAAAAGACGAGUGCUCCUUGGAUACGCCCACCCUUUGAUACUUGGCUGUAUCUGUCCUCACGCACAUCCCCACAGACGGGACGUCUAGGGACUCCCUGCCGCGUAAUUACU